Messenger RNA from Thamnophis sirtalis, 1252 nucleotides. The record is from RefSeq and is a predicted model, not a curated record. Lineage: Eukaryota; Metazoa; Chordata; Lepidosauria; Squamata; Natricidae.
AGGAUCUGAAUGGAAAAGUGAAACGGAGGGGAAACCGUGUGGGGAUUUCUCUGAAGAAACCGAGCGGGAACCCUUUGAAGAGAAAGUCUGGAGCCGAGCUCAACCCACACACCGAGAAAGAGACCCACAAGGAGAAUGGAUCGAUAAAUCUCUUCCUUGUCCAGUCGGAGAGCUCCAUCCGAUCUCACUCCAGGAAAACAAUGAGGGAGGAGAGGAAAGGAAUGGAGCUCUCCGUGAUUGCUGGGAAAUGUCUUCCGUGACUGAAACCCAGAAAAGUAUGUUUGGGAAGAACCCCGGAGAUAGGGAAACGCUUUCGGAAGGAGAGAGUUCAUAUACAUUUCUGGAAAACGGAGAGAAGUUUCUGGGCCCUUUAAUCCCUCCUUCGGAUCGAGCUGUCCUUUCUGAUGGACAACACCAACCCUCUGAUUUCAACAAAACCUUUCAUGGUCCAUCCACCCUGCUGAAACCGCCGGGAGUCCCCAAAGUGGAGAAGUUGUACAAAUGCUUGGAAUGCGGGAAGUCCUUCAGUCGCAGCGCCCACCUGACCUCCCACCAGAUCAUCCACACUGGGGAAAAACCGUACACGUGUUUAGAGUGUGGGAAGAGCUUCGUUCAGAGUGCCCACCUCGCCUCCCACCAGAUCAUCCACACGGGGGAGAAGCCGUACCGUUGCUCAGAGUGCGGGAAAAGUUUCAACAAGAGCACCAACUUUUUGAGGCACCAGAAGAUCCACAAGGGAGAGAAGCCACACCAGUGCGCCGAUUGCAACAAGACCUUUUCCGACAAGCCGAGCCUAAUUCAGCACCAAAGGGUUCACACGGGGGAGAGGCCCUACAAAUGCUACGAGUGCGGGAAGAGCUUCAGUCACAGGGGCAGCCUCAAUGCACAUCAGCGGAUGCACACGGGGGAGAAGCCCUACGGAUGCUCAGACUGUGGGAAGAACUUCCGGGACCAAUCGAGCCUUAUUAGACAUAAGAGAACCCACACCGGGGAGAAGCCCUACACCUGCUCCGAGUGUGGGAAAAGCUUCAGCCAGAGCACAAACUUGACUUUGCAUCAGAAGGUCCACACUGAGGGGACGUUUCCGUCAGAUUCCCCCCAAAUACUUAACACGGGGAUGGGCGUAUUAGUCUUUCCACAGAAUCCUGCAAACGGUUUAGUGGCACUUGAAAACUAAAGGGCACUUGGCUCAACAGUAAUAACUGUGAGAAGGAUCUUGGAGUCCUAGUGGACAACCAUUUAUAUGAGCCAG